UCUCUCUCCUCAAAGUUACCAACUGCUGCUUUAAGCCAAGCACACAAACAUCAGGCCUGAGUCACUUCAGCUCUCUUUACGGUUUUAUUGUGAAGGCACCAUAAGCUCAGUGAGUGAGUAAGCACGUAAGCGGUGUAGUCUUGACGCAGCGGCUCACAUCUGAACCCUCCAGCCGGGAGACGCACCGUGUUGGCCCACUGACGCUCCGUCCUCUCACCGCGGUGGAAACAUGGCACUGAGCCGCCUGGAAAGGGCUCAGAUAUGGCUCUUCAAGGCGGUGAUGGGAGUCUUCUUCAUGCUGUUUCAGUUCCUGUCGUCUCGGAAACCCGACGGUAGGAAGCUGCCUCCCGUCAGCAACCCGCUGCUGGUGGUAUCAGCGACGCAGCUCGCCCGGAAGAUCCGACGGAGAGAGGUGUCCAGUGUGGAGGUGGUGCAGGCUUACAUUGACAGGAUCCAGGAAGUCAACCCUUUACUGAACGCUAUGGUGAAAGACAGGUUUGCUGCUGCUCUCCAAGAGGCGGCUCAGGUUGACAAGCUGAUUGAAGAGGAAACUGGAGGAGAGGAGGUCUUGGAGGACCGACUGCCUUUACUAGGAGUCCCUCUUUCUGUCAAAGAGGCCUUUGCCCUGCAGGGCAUGCCUUACACAACGGGUGUGGUGUCAAGGCGAGGAGUUAUGGCCACUGUCGACUCUCCAGCGGUGGCCCUGCUGAAGAGAGCGGGCGCCAUCCCGCUGGGCGUCACCAACACCAGCGAGCUGUGCAUGUGGCUGGAAUCCCACAACCAUCUGUAUGGCAUCACCAAAAACCCGUACGACCUGGAGAGGAUACCAGGAGGAAGUUCAGGUGGAGAGGGAAGCAUCCUGGGAGGAGCAGGUUCGGUCAUCGGUGUGGGGUCUGACAUCGGUGGCAGCAUCCGUAUGCCUUGUUUCUUCAAUGGAAUAUUUGGCCAUAAAACCACUCCCGGUGUCGUGUCAAAUGAGAACCAGUACCCUCCUAGCUCCGGCACACAGGAGGAUUACCUCAGCACUGGUCCCAUGUGCCGCUACGCCGAGGAUCUGGUGCCAAUGCUCAAGAUCAUGGCUGGGCCAAAUGCUGAAAAGCUAUCCUUAAACACAAAGGUGGACCUGAAGAAGGUACGGUUCUUCACCAUCCCUGACGAUGGUGGGACUCCUCUGACCCAUCCCGUCACCAAAGAGCUCAGGGAGAUCCAGCGGCAGGUGGUGCAGCGUCUGGAGGCCGAUAUUGGUGUGAAGGUUGAAGAGAUACAACUCCCUGGGCUCCAAUACAGCUUCCAGAUCUGGGACGCCUACAUGGGUCUUCCUGACAAAGACGGCAAACCUCCUCAGACAUUUGCCGAGCUGAUGGGUGAGCCCGGACGGCCGGAGUGGCCUGUGUGGGAGCUGCUGAAAUGGAUGGUGGGAAAAUCAGAUCAUACCCUGGCUGCUAUCGGUCUGGGCCUGCUGGAAAUGUCUCACGGGUCCAAACCUGCCGACCCCUUCGCCAUCGAGCAGAAGGAGAAGCUGCAGAAGGAGGUGGAGGAGCUGCUAGGGACUGACGGAGUUCUUCUUUACCCCUCGCACCCCACAGUGGCGCCCAAACACCACCACCCGCUCUUCACACCCUUUGACUUCUCCUACACAGGUAUAUUCAACACCCUUGGACUGCCGGUCACUCAGUGCCCUCUGGGUCUGAAUGAUGAGGGUCUGCCGCUGGGCGUGCAGGUCGUAGCUGGGAAGAUGCAUGACCGUCUGCCUCUCGCUGUGGCUCUCUACUUGGAGGAGGCGUUUGGAGGCUGGAGGGACCCUGGAGCCAACUAACCAACCCCCCCACCCUCCCCCACAUGCUCACACCCCGCUAAAACAGCCAUUACCAAAACUCCAGACUGGAGCAGGUCGGAUCAGAGUUGGUGGCACACUGUAAUUGCCUCGAUGUGUAGUUCAUGGGUACCAAGAGAUGCAAUCAGCAUGUUGAAUGUUCAGGUGGGAAAAGGUUGAUCUUUGCACUGAGGAAUCAGUCAUCUCACUUAAUGUUAUAAUUUGUAUCAUUUAUCCUGUUUAGGGACUUAUCUCAUGAGCACGAGCUUUAAA
Scomber japonicus (chub mackerel) is the source of this 2086-nucleotide messenger RNA. RefSeq names its product fatty acid amide hydrolase 2b (gene faah2b). NCBI's taxonomy places the organism in Eukaryota, Metazoa, Chordata, Actinopteri, Scombriformes, Scombridae. The record is from RefSeq and is a predicted model, not a curated record. The coding region runs from base 230 to 1816 and encodes 528 amino acids. The transcript is spliced from 11 exons.